This is a messenger RNA of Eupeodes corollae, 5931 nucleotides long. RefSeq lists its product as uncharacterized. The transcript has a single exon. The record is from RefSeq and is a predicted model, not a curated record. Bases 1 to 5931 code for a protein of 1976 amino acids. Gene Ontology annotation, biological process: DNA integration. Gene Ontology annotation, molecular function: nucleic acid binding. Lineage: Eukaryota; Metazoa; Arthropoda; Insecta; Diptera; Syrphidae.
AUGGUAUCUGAUUUCGGAAACGAAUUAUUUAACUGUAAGUCCUGUACGAACGUCGACAAUGGCGAAAUGGUACAAUGUGAUACCUGCAAUGACUGGCACCAUUUCAGUUGCGUAGGUGUGACCGCCGACAUAGAAGAUAAAGAGUGGAAUUGUGCAAAAUGCAAGCCACCGAACCCAGAAAAUACCUCGAACGACGAACCUCCCUUAGAGCCACCGAACCCAGAAAAUACCUCGAACGACGAACCUCCCUUAGAGCCUCUCCACGAUUCGAACGACAAACCUCCCUUAGGGCCUCUCCACGAUCAUAACACCCCUGCCUUUGGUGCUAAUGAUCAAGGAAAUACGGCUAGCUCUUCUAAACCUUCAACACAAGUACGUAAAUCUUCACUUUUAAAAGAACGCGCUCUUAUCCUUGAACAACUAGAAGAGGAAAGACGUAUGAAAGAGCAAAGGGACAAGGAGUACAUAGACAAAAAAUAUGCAAUGCUUCGACAGCUAGAACUUGAAACUUCCGACAGUGAUGCUGGUGAGAACCAAUUAGACGAUCAGCAUGAGAAAGCUCCUAUUACCAUUCGCGUUCGUGGUUCGACUCCAGUAUCACGUAAUGCUGAAGGCUACUCAUCAAUGAAAAAGCCUAGCAACCAAUCCACUCGAAAACCGAUCAAAGAGGUUACCCACGACAACAACAACUCGACUCUUUCCACUCAGACUGCUUCACAUAGUAAAGCCACAUUCGGUAGAGCGUCAUCCGCCCCGCAAACUAUAUUCGCGCCUGCCCAUGCAUAUAGUAGCCCAACGCACACAACGAACCCCUAUCAGUCUUGUGGCCUUUCAAUGCAUUCGUCUAAUCUUUGCAAGCAGCCAGUACUCAACGCUUCCUCCUGCUCAAACAACAUUGCCACGCAGGCUGUCAACACAUCAGUCUCAUUUAAUAAUGCAUCUUCUCCUAAUGCACCGGCAUCUAACUAUUUUAUGCCUGCAGUAUCUGCUGAAGACUUUAUUCCUAGCAAGGCGCAAAUGGCAGCGCGACAAGUGAUAGUCAAGGAACAAGUCACCUUUAGUGGUCACCCAGAAGACUGGCCACUAUUUAUCAGUUGGUACACCAGUACAACACUUUCGUGUGGCUAUACAAAUUCGGACAAUCUUCGUCGGCUGCAAAGUUGCUUAAAGGGUGAAGCACUGGAGAACGUUAAGUAUAGACUUUUCAUUCCUGACCAAGUCCCUGGUGUUAUCAACACACUUACUCGACUCUAUGGGCGCUCCGAAGUCAUCAUUGACAACCUAAUCGACAAAAUGCGUAACGAGCCGCCACCACGCGAAGACAAAUUACAAUCUAUUAUAAAAUUCUCUUUAACAAUUGAGAAUAUAUGUGGAGUUAUGAUGGCAACCGGCCUACACAAACAUUUAGCUGAUCCAAGUCUACUAAGAGAACUGGUGGAUAAACUACCCCCGAAUCUUCGAUUGGAUUGGGGGCACUUCUCUAGGAGUGUGAACGAUGUAGACCUAUCGGUUUACAAUUCCUGGCUAGCCGACAAAGCAUACUCCGCUUCUAUGGUCACUCCACUUAACUCUAAAAUAUCAAGCAGAACAGGAAGGAACUCUGCAAGAGCGGCAUUGAACGUACAUCAAAGCACGCCUAGCUCAAUGGAACGAAAAUGCCCCGUGUGUCAGCAGAAAUGUAGAACGGUGGAGCUAUGUGAAGAAUUCGCAAAAAUGAGCCUUAGAGACAAAUGGGAUAUUAUAAAAAGAUUUACGAUCUGCAGAACAUGUCUCCGCACUCAUGGACGAAAUAGAUGUUAUUUGGAGAAAGCGUGUGGUUUAAACGGCUGCACCUACAAGCAUCACAAAAUGCUGCAUAACGCUGCGAAUGAUCGUCAAGCCGAGACUGCAUCAAAUCAACAAAUGAACUGCUUUCAAACAAGCAAUAAAACAAGCGUUUUAUUCAAAAUAAUUCCGGUCGUGUUACAUAAUAAAGAUAAAAAAAUAGAUACCUUCGCAUUUCUCGACGAUGGUUCAUCAAUAUCGCUCAUAGAUGAAAGUCUUGCUUCUGAACUGAAGGUUGAAGGAGAUCUACAGCCACUUUGCUUGAAGUGGACUUCGAAUACGCAUCGUACAGAAGACUCAUCCCGGAAAGUAAGAGUCGAAAUUUCGGCCCCCACUAUCGAGAAAAGGCAUUCAAUACAUCUUCGUACCGUCAAUCAUCUUGAUCUUCCAGAACAAUCGAUCAAUAUAGCGGAACUAUCGAAAGAAUAUCCAUAUCUUAACGGGCUUCCGGUGAACACAUAUUCCGAAGCAAAACCUCGUCUACUCAUUGGACUUGACCAAUGGAAGCUGUGCGUACCACUGCGCUCCAAAGAAGGAAGAGAAGGCCAGCCCAUAGCAUCAAAGACCCGCCUGGGUUGGAUUAUAUACGGUCCAUUAACACGAAAGUCUAAACCUGUUGAUCAACGACAAAGCUUCUCUAACUUUCACAUGUGUGAAUGCCAGAUAUCUGAGGAUAAGAACUUGAACGCAUUGUUUAAGGAAUUCAUUGCGCUAGAUGCGAUAGGACCCAACUCCCCUAAGGCUAUACGUUCAUGCGACGAUGAAAAGGCACUUGCAAUUUUGGAAAACAGUUUAUCGAGAAAAGGAAAACGCUUCGUUGUUCCGCUUCUAUGGAAGUUUGCCAACAAAGAGAUGCCCGAUAGCCGGUUGAUGGCCGAGCGCCGACUGAUAUGUCUCGAAAAGAAAAUGUUGAAAGACAUGGAGCUUUCAAAGAAGCUUGAUUUCCAAAUCGAAGACUAUGUGAAAAAACAGUACGCCAGAAAACUAACGAUAGCCGAGCUACAAGCACAUGUUUCCCCAGUAUGGUACCUUCCAGUCUUCCCAGUCAUUAAUCCCAAUAAACCUGGGAAAGUAAGAAUGGUGUGGGAUGCUGCUGCACGUGUGGGCAAUAUUUCACUGAAUUCAAUGCUCUUUUCCGGUCCAGACAUCGUCCCUUCUCUCUUCUCUGUACUUUUUCGCUUCAGAGAGCGUAAAAUUGCUAUAUGCGCUGAUAUUCAAGAGAUGUUCCAUCAGGUAUGGAUAAAAGCAACCGACCAACACGCGCAACGUUUCUUGUGGCGAAACAAGCUUACGAUGGAAAUUGAAGAGUACGCUAUGCAAGUUAUGACUUUCGGCUCAACAUGCUCGCCUUUCUGUGCACAAUUCGUCAAGAACACUAACGCAAACAACUUCAAAUCAAAAUAUCCACGAGCCUCACAGGCUAUUAUCGAAAGACACUACGUCGACGACUACUUAGACAGUGUGGACUCCGAAGAAGAAGCGGUGCAGCUGGUCAAAGACGUCAUCUUUGUACACAGCGAAGCUGGGUUUAACAUACGAAAUUUUAUGUCAAACUCGUCACAAGUCAUUGAGACCGUCAAAGAAAGGGCAGCCACAUAUAGCAAAGCAGAAAGCGGCCGACGAAUUAUUCUGGGUCCCGAAAAGGUACUCGGCAUGUGGUGGUCUCCGUGCUCCGACUCAUUCUCGUUUGCACUGAGUACUCCUUACUUAAAAUCUAACUCUUUAAGUGAAAAUAUCUGGCCUAAUAAAAGAGAGAUGCUAAGAAUUCUUAUGUCAGUGUUCGACCCACUGGGACUGAUUGCGAACUUUAUGAUAUUGCUAAAAAUCCUCCUACAAGAAGUCUGGAGCUCGGCAGUUGAAUGGGAUGAAAAAAUAAAACCCCAACAUUACGAGAAGUGGUGUGCUUGGAAAAAUCGUAUACCAUCAAUCAAAGAAAUUGUUAUUGGGAGGCCAUAUCUUGCAAAAAUAUCUUUUAAAGAAAGCUAUUCCUUGCAAUUACACAUAUUUGUUGAUGCAAGUGAGAUGGCAUAUUCAGCCGUGGGAUACUUCCGAGUCACUAACAACGAAGCUAUAGAGUGCACUUUAGUCGGCGCCAAAACCAAAGUUGCACCAUUGAAGAUGAUAUCCAUACCUCGACUUGAGUUGGAGGCAGCUGUUCUGGGAACAAAACUAGCACGAAUGAUAACAGAAGGGCACUCAGUCGAGAUAACAGAAAAGUACUUUUGGUCGGACUCUCGAACUGUUCUGAGUUGGAUUAACUCGGACCAUCGUAAGUACAAACAGUUCGUGGCCUUUAGAGUCGGAGGAAUCCUCGAAGAAACGAAAGCAAGAAACUGGAGAUGGUUAUCUAGCAAAGAAAACGUGGCCGACGAAGCCACGAAGUGGAAUUUGAAAAACGAAUUCCAUUCAAACAGUCGUUGGUACCAGGGUCCACGAUUCCUAUACGAGCCAAAGGAACAGUGGCCAGGAGAAGCCAUAAAACCAGAAGAGACAGCAGAAGAGAUGAGGCACUUUAAUCUACAUCAUAUCGAAAAAACUGACUUCGCCAUUGAUUUGACGAGAUUCAGUACCUGGAAUAAACUAAUGAGAACCAUGGCACAAGCAACCCGAUUCAUUCGACAAAGAAUGCUUAAGACGGAAAAGGUCAGCACAAUGAUACGAUCAACACACAUGGAAGACGCAGAAAAUUAUCUUAUAAGGAUGUGCCAAAGCGAUAAGUUUUCCGAAGAAAUUGCGAUUUUAAAGAGAGUUAAGACGGAAGAACGAACCCUAUGCAAAUCGAGCCCACUUUACAAGCUAAGUCCAUAUCUAGAUGACAAUGGAUUGCUGCGAAUUAAAGGGCGAAUAGACACUGUGCCGGGAGUCCCACUGUGUACAAAACGCCCAAUAAUCCUACCAAGGCAACAUAUUGUAACUUACCUUAUCGUUGGUGACUAUCAUCAACGAUUCUGUCACAAAAACAACGAAACAGUAGUUAACGAAGUUAGGCAAAAGUUCUAUAUACCAAAACUUCGGAUCGUCCUAAAAAGUGUAGUGAAGGAAUGCCAGCAUUGCAAAAACAAUCGAUGUAAUCCCGAGCCACCGCUGAUGGGCGACCUUCCAUCUGCUAGACUCCAACCCUUCACAAGACCAUUUUCCUUUGUAGGAAUAGAUUAUUUCGGCCCUCUUUUCGUCAAAGUUGGGAGACAUUCUGAAAAACGAUGGGGAGUUCUAAUAACCUGCCUUACUAUACGAGCAGUGCACAUCGAAGUCGCCUUUAGCUUGUCUGCAGAUUCUUGCAUAAUGGCUAUCAAACGUUUCAUUUCAAGAAGAGGAUGGCCGUUGGAAAUGUUCAGUGACAAUGGUACAAAUUUCCGAGGUGCCAGUGUGGAGCUAAAAGAAGCAGUAAAUAAGAUAGAAGUUGAUAAAUUAGCUUCCGAAUUCGUUAGGCCCAAUCUAAAAUGGAACUUCAAUCCUCCUCUAGCACCACAUAUGGGGGGAAGUUGGGAAAGGUUAGUCCGCUCGGUAAAAGUCACCUUAGGCCAUAUAACACCAACCAGAAACCCUACAGAUGAGCUUUUAGGUACAAUGAUGACUGAGGUAGAGAGAAUAAUAAAUACACGACCCCUUACUUAUGUUCCUUUAGGUUGUGACGAGGAUGAAGCGCUAACUCCAAACCACUUCCUGUUGGGGAGUUCAAAUGGUGACAAACUUGCUGGAGAGGUCGAGGACGAUGUAACCCUAUUAAGAAAAAACUGGCUAUCAAGUGAACAGUUCGCUAACAGAUUUUGGCGUCGUUGGGUAAAUGAAUAUCUGCCCGAUCUCACUCGAAGAACAAAAUGGUUCUCUACAUCAAAACCAAUCAACGUAGGAGACAUUGUAAUAAUCGCCGACUCAACGCUUCCAAGAAACACUUGGCCAAAGGGACUGAUUCUCCAAACUAACGUUGGAAAAGAUGGCAUAGCACGCAGUGCCGUUGUUAAAACUCAACAUGGUAUCUAUACCAGACCCACGUCCAAGCUAGCCGUUUUAGAUGUUGGCAGAUUUGGCGAAGAUGGAAAGCUUGUCCCAGGAACCAGCUUACCAGGGGGGAGUGUUGCCAAACCUGGCAGCACUAAUUUCGAUUGA